Messenger RNA from Patiria miniata (bat star), 1240 nucleotides. Its product is annotated as NEDD8-conjugating enzyme Ubc12-like. The transcript is spliced from 2 exons. NCBI's taxonomy places the organism in Eukaryota, Metazoa, Echinodermata, Asteroidea, Valvatida, Asterinidae. Gene Ontology annotation, molecular function: NEDD8 transferase activity. Gene Ontology annotation, cellular component: nucleus. Bases 377 to 1240 code for a protein of 287 amino acids. The record is from RefSeq and is a predicted model, not a curated record. Gene Ontology annotation, biological process: protein neddylation.
CUCCCCAAAAUAAACCUGACACUUGUAAACAAAAGUACUGGCUCGUGGUGGUGCAAUAUUUUCUCAAGUUCACGCGCUAUAUAAACGCUUGUUACUGACGCAAGAGUAUGCAAGAGAAGUGUGGCAGCCAUAGUAUAGAUUACAAUGGUUUUCACGAAAAUAUUGUCCGAGAAAACAAUUGCCGAACAGGGGCGGGCGCCCGGGCGCGGGCGGCACCAGAGAGACUUCGAAGUACCAGGCUGAAAGACAUUUCAAAAAAGAGAUAUAAUUCUAAAUAGUUAGCUGAGUUCAAGUUGAACCGAGAAACAAGUCGCAAAGAUAAAACUGCAAGAUUCAUUGUAAAAGAAGAUUUUCCUUUUUUGGAAGGACACCAUCCAUGAUGGCCACCGAGUCCGAGGGGCCAGGAACUGGGAUGAACCAGAAUGGCCGGAGCCUGGCCAAGGACUUCCACCGUCUGAUGAAGAACAUCGCCAGUAUGUCGGGCGGUCAGGCCCGCUUGGUCGGAUGGGACGAGGCAGAUCUCGGGAAUGACAUCAGAGUGUCUGUCAUCCCAGAUAGCGGGCUGUACAAGGGGGGAGAGUUCAUCUUCUCGAUUCAGUAUGGCAGCGAAUAUCCAGAUUGGCCUGAAGUGUACUGCAAGACUUUGGUGUAUCACCCUAAUAUCGAAAACGUGGAUCAAGGCGGGGCCAUAUGUCUCAACUUCCUCGACGAAGAAUAUCAGUGUGGGUCCAUGACCUUGGAGGGUGUGGUCCAAGGAAUCUUGUUUCUGAUGCACAACCCAAACCCGGAGGAUCCAUAUGAAUGGUUUUUUCCCCCUCACGGCACUCUCAUGGACGAGAGCACGUUUGCAGACAAUGUGAGAUGUUCCCUUGACGGUGGGAUGGUGAACGGUUAUCAGUUUAAGAGGAACAGGGUGGUGAGAGGGGAGGGCCAGGGUAGGACUAUCAAUAUAGAUGAGGACAUAUUUAAGGAGGAUGGGGUCAUUGUACAUGUCACAGACGGGGGUGGGGUGGGGGAUAAUGGGGAUGCCAAUGUCCUCAGAGAAGAGGGUAGGGCUAAGGAGGGUGGGGUUGCCUUUACAGAUAAGAGUGGGACUAUGAAGAGUGUUGUCAUGGAUAAGGGUGGGUUGUUGUCACAGAUGAUGGAGUGGCUAUGGAGCCUCUUGUCCUCUGGAAAGACCAUCCUGUUAAGGGUCCAGAGAGCACAAGAUUAUGCAAAGAUGCACCUUAGAGCCAGAUGA